AUGAAACAAAUUGACUGGAGCAAUCCAGAAUUCUUCUUCAAAAACAAGCUGAUAGAAAACUCCACAACCGUGGAAGAGGAGUUCCGGAAAAUAAAAGUCCAUAGAUUAGAAAGAAACAAAAGGAUCCUUGCGCCAAUGAUCUUCUGCCUGGUUGUGAAGAGCACCAGGGCAUAUAGGCAAAUGCACAUCCGGGUAACCUUGAAGAAGCAUAUGGUCGAAAUGGAAGCCAGAACUGAAAUAUAUCCUGAAAGCUUUCUAAUGGUUGAGUAUAGCAAGGAGGUUGGCCAUAGAGAACCAUUUUCCGUUAACGUUGAAGCGUGGAGUCCAAAGGGAAUGGUCUCGGGAAAAAGCUUUGUUGUUUCGGACCUGGAGCUACCUUCAAAAACAUUAGUUUCUCUCAAAAUAGACUAUGAAGGGGUCAUGGAGGAAAUUGAAAUGGAAGCCCAUUGUGUUCGCACUGACCAAAGUAUAAGUCAAAUCCAUGAAGAUAUGAAAAUCAUAGGGCAUCGAGGGUGUGGGACGAAUGGGCACCCGUCAACAAGGAUGAUGGAGAAUACAGUCUCUUCAUUCAAGGAGGCAUACAGAAGAGGACUGAAGUGGGUUGAAAUGGAUGUACAACUCACAAGAGAUGAGGUCCCUGUGAUUUUUCAUGAUUUCGUAAUUCAAUCUGGUGCAUCUCGCAUAGGAAUAAACGAGAUAACACUCAAAGAAUUUCUUCAUCUUGUAGGAAAUCAGGACGAGGAGAAUCAUAGCCUUCCUUGUACACUUUCAAGAUUUCUGGAACAAAUUGAUGAUGAACAUGGAGUCAAUAUAGAAAUAAAAUACCCUCUUCCAUCUGAAGAAGGAAGAUAUAAACUGAAGGAUCUAGUUCCUGCAGAGAGAGUUGUUGAGAAAGUUGUGGAAAUGGUCCAAAGAAGUAGGAAGCAAAGGGUGAUUUUUUCAUCAUUCCAUCCGUACAUUCUCUUAAUGGUGAAGCUGAGGCUUCCUAAUUUCAACAUCUUCAUGCUGACCGAGGCAAAAGGUGGCGAAGGGAAUCCAUAUACAAACACGUUGUAUGAUGCACUAUACUUCUGUACAAAGUUGGGGCUUGAUGGAGUUGUUUUGGACUGGAGUUGCAUGGCUAUAAACCCAAUAGAUAUUGUUAAGAUUUUCAAGUCAUUCGACCUAAAGACAUUUGUAUAUGGCGAUGAAAUCAACGACAAAAACAUCAUAAGCAUCCUGAAAGAAGCAGGUGCCCAUGGAAUAAUAAUAGACGAUUUAGAGCUGAUCUGUACACAAAAUAAUGAACAUCAUUAA
Messenger RNA from Encephalitozoon romaleae SJ-2008, 1296 nucleotides. Its product is annotated as glycerophosphoryldiester phosphodiesterase. Gene Ontology annotation, molecular function: phosphoric diester hydrolase activity. Bases 1 to 1296 code for a protein of 431 amino acids. The transcript has a single exon. The record is from RefSeq and is a predicted model, not a curated record. Gene Ontology annotation, biological process: glycerophospholipid catabolic process. NCBI's taxonomy places the organism in Eukaryota, Fungi, Microsporidia, Unikaryonidae.